CAACCAGUUCCGUCAAGAUAAAAAGAUCCCUCAGCCCACAACUCAUUCUCCAAACCAACUGUGCCGGUCACACAUUCCAUUCUCUUACUUUUCUUCGUCACUCCUUCGCCCUUGACUCACUAUGAAGUCUUUCGUUUCCCUUCUCGCUCUUCCCGCUUCCUCGCUGGCUGGAACCGUGUUGUGGAGCGGCAUUUUCAACUCUUCUGCUACCGUCGAGGACUUUGAUGAUUGGUCAUGGUCCAACCAGAUCGAACCGUGGCAAUGGUACAUCCAUGGCACCGGCAACACGUCGGAUUACCUGGGUCUGUCCACGGACUUCAAGAACCCCGCCGACACGAGCGACGCCCAGGGGCUGCGCAUCAGCAUUGACGGCACCUCCUACUGGGAAGGUCAAACGAUGGAGCGCUCCGAACUGAUCCCCCAGACCAAGGCCGACCUCGGCUCCGGCCACCUCUACUACCACUUCUCCCUGUCGACCAAGACGACUAACGCGCCCGACGGCUCCCUCGAGCACCAGAUCGCCUUCUUCGAGAGCCACUUCACCGAGCUGCAGUACGGUCUGGCCUCUGGGGCAUCCGGGUCCUCCGACAACACACUCCGCUGGAACGCCGGCGGCAACACCCACUGGUCUGUGCAGCUGGAGGCCGGCAACUGGUACAACUUCGCGUAUGAUAUCGAUUUCGACGCGCAGACGGUGGGUCUGUGGGCGUCCAACGGCUCCGACCCCUUGACCGAGGUUGUGUCGCCCGUCAGCGCGUCCGCCUCGUCCAACUCGGCCGACUGGCACGUCGGCGAGCUGCGUCUGCCUGGCAGCGGAAGCUCGAACGAUGCGGCGGAGGAUUGGUUCUGGUCUGGUGUUUAUGUUGAGGAGGCGCCGAUCACGAAGGAGAUUGGGUCGGGUAGCGCGUCGAGCUCCAGCUCCAGCUCUGCGGACACAUCUAGCUCUGUCAGCUCUGCCAGCUUGUCGACCUCUUCCGCUCCCAAGUCCACCGCCGAGGCUACCUCAAGCACCACCGUCGCCGCUGCCACUACCAGCACUGCUGCCUCGACCACUACCUCUGCCACUCAGACUGUUGCCACCGCUGAACCCGUCGUUGUCUCCUCCGCAGCCACUAGCUCCGUCUCCACUGCCGCUGCGGCCGUUCUGGAUGAUAUUCGCGCUAUCUUCGGUGCGCUUGUCUCUCGGUCCAGCGGUGUGCAUGCUCGGGACUUUGCUCGUCGUGCUUAG
Molecule: messenger RNA, 1228 nt
Organism: Aspergillus brunneoviolaceus CBS 621.78
Lineage: Eukaryota; Fungi; Ascomycota; Eurotiomycetes; Eurotiales; Aspergillaceae
Product: glycoside hydrolase family 131 protein
Exons: 4
Coding region: 122-1228 (368 amino acids)
Source: RefSeq, a predicted model, not a curated record